Molecule: messenger RNA, 693 nt
Organism: Bolinopsis microptera
Lineage: Eukaryota; Metazoa; Ctenophora; Tentaculata; Lobata; Bolinopsidae
Product: octapeptide-repeat protein T2-like
Exons: 2
Coding region: 1-693 (230 amino acids)
Source: RefSeq, a predicted model, not a curated record
AUGGUACUCAACGAUGAUAAGAUGUUGGAGAAGGAGAGGAGAAGAGAAGGAGAAGGAGAGGAGAAGGAGAGGAAUGAGAAGAGAAGGAGAAAGAGAAGGAGAAGGAGAAGGAGAAGGAGAGAGAAGGAGAAGGAGAGGAGAAGGAGAAGGAGAAGGAGAAGAGAAGGAGAAGGAGAAGAGAAAGGAGAAGAGAAGGAGAAGAGAAGGAGAAUGGAGAAGGAGAAGGAAAGAGAAGGAGAAAAGGAGAAGGAGAAGGAGAAGGAGAAAGAGAAGGAGAAGGAGAAGGAGAAAGAAGAAGGAGAGGAAAGGAGAAGGAGAAGGAAGGAGAAAGAGAAGGAAAGGAGGAAAGAGAAGGACAAGGGACAAGGACCAGGAGAAAGACAAGGAGAAGGACAAAAACAAAGACAAGGAAGACAAGGACAAGACAGAGACAAGGCAAGGCCAAGGAGACAAGGACAAGGAGACAAGGACAAGGAGACAAGGACAAGGAGACAAGGCAAAGGAGACAAGGACAGGAGACAAGGAAAGGACAACGACAAGGAGACAAGGACAGAGGAACAAGGAAAAGGAGACAAAGGACAAGAGGACAAGACAAGGAACAAGGAGAUAAGAACAAGAGACCAAGGAGACAAGGAGAACAAGGAGACAAUGAACAAUGAGACAAGAGACAAGGACAAGGAACAAAGACUAUGA